AUGUCCUCAUUUUAUGCAGGCCGAACACACCUACAAGUUCGACGUCAAGGUAGCCUCGAAGCGGUGGUAAUUCCCGGUUUCCCUCAUCCGCGAUUACAGAUGACAUGCUCUGGCUGCUCUGGGGCUGUCACGCGCGUCCUCGAGAAGGCCAAGACGGAUGGCGUCAGCGAGUACACCGUCAACCUCGAGACCCAAGAGGUCCUCGUCAAAGGCACCAUCCCGUACGAAGACGUUCUUGCCCGAAUCAAGAAGACUGGCAAGGAGGUGAGCGACUUGAGUUGA
Messenger RNA from Mycena indigotica, 282 nucleotides. Its product is annotated as Copper chaperone. Bases 1 to 282 code for a protein of 93 amino acids. The transcript is spliced from 3 exons. NCBI's taxonomy places the organism in Eukaryota, Fungi, Basidiomycota, Agaricomycetes, Agaricales, Mycenaceae. Gene Ontology annotation, cellular component: cytosol. The record is from RefSeq and is a predicted model, not a curated record. Gene Ontology annotation, molecular function: metal ion binding; copper chaperone activity. Gene Ontology annotation, biological process: copper ion transport.